AUGAAGCCUGCAUUGAUCCUUUUCCUCUUAACUAUCCUCAUAUUCUCCAGAUGUGUGUCGUCCCAAGAACCUGAUGAUGAUUUCUUCAGCUAUCUCAAGUUUCCGAACGUCAGAAACAUUAGUGAGCGCUUUCAAACCAAUGCUACCGGUUUCGAUAUUUUGGAAGAUAUUCAAUGGCGGGAGGAGCCCAUGGAUCUUUCCGAUGACUCAGCUAAUCAUAGGCAUCCCAAGAACUUGAAAAAUUCAAAACCCACCGAACAAAUGAAUAUCGUCGUUUCGAUUGUUAUCACUGUUCUUCUCAUCCUCCUUCUCGUCAUCGUCGUCGUCCUUGGACCAUGUGUACUCCUGAUCAUUGUCUUGAUUCUGGCUGGACUGGCUUUUUAUGCAAUCCGAAAGAUUUUGAAAUAUUUGGAGGAUCGGAGAUUUCGGGCACCCAAUAGAGCUUCGACAUAUCCCAUGCAUGCGUGUCUCAGCGAAUCGAUAUCUCAACAUUUCAAAAAUCGAAUCAAUGGGAUUACUGUAGAAUUUCUAAACUUGGAAAUUAUUCUUCAAUUAUACCUUCUGAAUUUAAAUUCGGGAUUUCUAACAAUCAAUUUUCAAUCGGAUUCAAACCCCUCAUUUUAUUUUUUGGGUGGAGAAAAUUCGAGAAUUAUUUGGAAGAAUGAGAAUUUUCAAAGUUGUUUCUGGAAUUUAUUUGGAGCACUAUUAAUGGAUUUUGAAGGAUUUUUGGACAUUUUUGAGAUCAAAAAUUGGAUGAUUUCUGAUUUUCAAUUUUUGAGAAAUCUUCUGAAACAGCGAAAUAACAAACUUCAAGUCUACAACUUCUCCGUUACCAAUUUUGAUAAGGAUGGUUUGAAAUCAAUAUUACAAUUUUUGAAAAUCCAAAAAAUCAAAUCGGAUCAAAAAAUCGAUUUUGCUAAUUUCAUGCAAUCAGCAGAAAAGUCAAGAAAAAUUUUGGAAAAUCCAUUGAUAAUGAAGAAUGUUCUGGAAGAUUUGGAUUUUUUUGAAAUAGAAUGUCUUCGGAAAGUAUCCCAAAAUGUUCGAAGCUGCAUAGAAAUUGUGAAACCGGAUCCGAAAAUUCGAAAAAUUUCAUUGAAAUUCCAAGAUUCCAACUUCAUUCCAAUGGACAUUUGCUCAAAAUUUUUGGAAAAUUUAUCAAUUUUUUAUCAAAAAACUUGGGAUGGGUAUUCUGUGAAUCGAACAUCUUUCGAUGGCCCAUGUGAUCUUUCAAAAAUAUUUUUAUCCGAUUUUGAGCAAAUUUUGAAAAACCAGAGAGUUCCAAUUGAAUUAUUGGAUAUUCAAGGAUCAAAUGAGCAAUUUAUGGAUAUUGUUUUGGGUAAUUGCUCUUCAAAAUUUUUCGGUCGAGUUCAAGUCCAAAAUCUGAGUCUUCAAAGGUUAACUGAUUGUCAAGUUUUCCAAAUUUUACAAUUCAUUGAUUCAAAAUUUCUGGAAACUAUAACAAUCAUGGAUGCUGUGAAAUCGUUUAAUCUUGAUGAUUUUUCAAAAUUGGAUCAAUGGAAAAUGGCAAAACAAUUAACUAUCGAAGGAUUCUCUAUUUCAACGCCAAUUCAGAAUUUGGACAUUUUCAAUUUUUCAAAAAUGGAUAUUAAAGUCUCGGAUAUAUCUAUGGAAGAUAUAAUACAUUUGAAAGCGAAGUUCUUGGAAUCCGCAACAGUGAUAAAGCUGAAAAUCAAUUUUGAGAGAUUCACAAAUUCUGAAAAUAUUCAAAAUUUUCUGGGACGUCCUUAUUCUCAAAAACCACACAAUUCAAUUUGGUUCAUUCGAAUUCCCGAUUCUCAAAAAUGUCUUCAUUUGAAUUAUGUCAUUUCCCGAUUUUUUAUUUUCACCCGCUUCAAUGCUUCAUGUAUUCCAGAGGAUGCUUUUCCUGAUCAACUUGAAUAUCAGAUAUGA
This is a messenger RNA of Caenorhabditis briggsae, 1911 nucleotides long. The transcript has 7 exons. The record is from RefSeq and is a predicted model, not a curated record. The coding region runs from base 1 to 1911 and encodes 636 amino acids. NCBI's taxonomy places the organism in Eukaryota, Metazoa, Nematoda, Chromadorea, Rhabditida, Rhabditidae. Gene Ontology annotation, biological process: innate immune response.